Messenger RNA from Microcebus murinus (gray mouse lemur), 3546 nucleotides. NCBI's taxonomy places the organism in Eukaryota, Metazoa, Chordata, Mammalia, Primates, Cheirogaleidae. The record is from RefSeq and is a predicted model, not a curated record.
CUGAUGGCAACAACUGGUAGAUAACCUUUAAGUCCUCCAGGAGGAAAAGAAGUUCAUUAUGUCUUUUCUGUAGCUACUGAGGAUGAUGGCUCUAAGGCUGUGGAAUUCCGGGGUGAAAAUAAUUAUGCUGCAAGUCUGGGUGAGGAACCUAAGUUAUGCUUUUCCCUGGACAUUAGCAUGCUCAUUAUUUCUAUAUUUGUGCUCUCAAAAACAAGCCAUAAGCCUGUCGAUGAUGUUGCUAUUGCUCUUUGUUUUCCAGUCAACAAAUAUUUAUUGCCUCCUAAUAUAUGUUGUGUCUAAUAUUAGGGGUGGGGCUAACAAGAUGAAUCAGACAUGGUCAUUGCUCUCAAGUUGCUGGCAGCCUAAGUGGCAAUAGAAAUAGAAACCAAUGGUAGCUGUGCAUUGUGCAUUGUUCCGUGACAGAAUGGACCAUAGGGUGCUGUGGGGGCACAGAGAAAAACAACUAACUGGGGAGGUGUGUGGUCAGUAAAAACAUAGGAAAGUAACUUUUGAGCUAAUAUGGUUUGAAUCUUGGUUCUAACACUUCUAUGAGACUGAGGUGAAUUCACUGAAAUUCUCCUCUUACUUAGCUUCAAUGCCCGUUACUGGGUUGUCCUGAGAAUGAAAGGAGACAAUGUCUACAGAGGAGCCAUGGAUAUAUCAGAGAUAGUGCUGCUCAGGGGCUUAAAUUCUCUGGGCCUAGAUUUUACUUGUCUGAGAAAUGGAGCCAAGAGCAAGUAUGUGUCUGGCUACAUUCUUCCGAAUGCUAUGAGGCCCGGGAAAAUAAUGGCUGCUGGGAGGGUUUGAGACAGCCUCCUCUUGUCUAUCCCCUGCCCCAAUAAAGUCAAAGGCCCUCCUCCUAAAUCUUAUCCCAGUAGUGAGCUUCUCAGCGUUCCUUUCUUCCUCUACCUGCGAAAAUCCCCUUGACUCAGCCCAGUGCGAGCACACAGCUCCAGCUACUCCUGGGGCGCAAGCGCCACAGCCAUCUGCGCACUUAGGUGGGCGGCCCGUCGCGCUGGGGGCGGGGCUUCAGCCCCUGCGGUUCCACUCAGCGUUCCGCUGCUUAAAAAGUGGUGAAAAUCCCGCUUGUAAGUAGCCGGAAGCACCAACCGAACUUUUGAGCAGAGGAGAAACACGGUCUCAGCUCUGUGAGCCAGCGUGCGGCUGGAGGAGCAAGAGACCAACUGGAAACCUUCCUCUUGCCACUCAUUUCUUCUAGACAUCCGCCUCCUUCAGCUUCCAGCCAGUUCCCCUUCCCGCCAACGAGAGCUGAGAAGCUCGAAGCCCCGCCCUGCACCCUGCGAAGCCUGAGCAGCUGGCCUUUAAGAUGCGCCUCUAUCACUUGCUGCAGAUCAGAGCAGAAGCCCUCCUGGCAGCUGGCAGCCACGUGAUCAUUCUGGGUGACCUGAACACAGCCCACUGCCCCAUUGACCACUGGGAUGUAGUCAACUUGGAAGGUUUUGAAGAGGACCCAGGGCACAAGUGGAUGGACGGCUUGCUCAGUAGCCUAGGUUGCCAGUCUGGCUCCCAUGUAGGGCCCUUCAUUGAUAGCUACCGUUGCUUCCAACCAAAGCAGAAAGGAGCCUUCACCUGCUGGUCAGUGGUCACCGGUGCCCGCCAUCUCAACUAUGGCUCCCGGAUUGACUAUGUGCUGGGUGACAGGACUCUGGUCAUAGACACCUUCCAGGCCUCCUUUCUGCUGCAGGAGGUGAUGAGUUCUGAUCACUGCCCCGUGGGUGCAGUCUUGAACGUGUCCCCUGUGCCUGCAAAACAGUGCCCACCUCUGUGUACCCGCUUCCUCCCUGAGUUUGCAGGUACCCAACUCAAGAUCCUUCGCUUCCUAGUUCCUCUUGAACAAGAUCCUGUGUUGGAGCAGUCAGCACUGCAGCUCAGCAGUCAAAGCAAGGUGCAGACAUGCCAAAACAAAGGCCGAAUAUGCUCAACGAGGUCUUGGCCCAGUCAGGCUGGCUCCAGCAGAGGUCAGAAAAACUUGAAGAGCUACUUCCAGCCUUCUUCUAGCCGCCCCCAAGCCUCUCCUGACUUGGAGUUGCCUAGCCUGCCAUGCAUAGGUGCCCUCAUUCCCCCAAAGACUUCAGAAGAGGAGACGUUGACCAAAGUGGCAGAGGGGCAGGCCAAGGCUUCAGAGGCCAAAGAUGAGAAGGAGGUACAGACUUCAUUCUGGAAAUCUGUGCUGGGGGGGCCCAUACCCACACCCCUCUGUGGGGACCACAGGGAGCCAUGUGUGAUGCGUACUGUGAAGAAGCCAGGACCCAACCUGGGCCGCCGUUUCUACAUGUGUGCCAGACCCCGGGGUCCACCCACUGACCCCUCCUCCCGCUGCAACUUCUUCCUCUGGAGCAGACCCAACUGAACCACCUGGGGAUGUCUGGCAUGGUCACCCCUGCACAUGAUCUGAGGCCAGCUCCCCUCCUGAGCUGCCAGUGCUGCCUCUAGGCCUCCUUCCCUCCUCUUCCCCCUCUUCCUUUUCCUAUUCCUCCUCUAAGCCUUCUCUUCCUCUUUCUUCCUGCCCCUCCUUGUCAGUGAGCUUCUUGUGCCUUAAUACUGUGACCAAGGCCCCCACCCCACUUUCUACAUUUCUGUCACAAGUACAUGGGAACUAGCUGCCUCAGGAAGUUGUGAUUUUAAACCUUUCUGUUCUUGCUGGGAAAUGUAUUUAUGCAAAAUGUCUGUGUCUUUGUUUCAGGGUACCACAUUGAGUGGAAAUUUUGGAUAUGCUCCCUAAAGUUGAGUCAGAGAAGCUAGCUUAAUACUGGGUUUGCCAGCUGCCUGCAGCCCAGUGAUAUAACUUCUAAGGAGAGGGGAGGAGGGAAAAGCGGUGCUUACCAUAAAGGGCUCUGCUUGGUUGUAGGUGUUUCCUGCACUUCUGAGGUUGCAUCAGCAAGGGAGAUGGGCCAUGUAGCCUUAAACCAGAACUUCCCAACAAGUGUGUGCCAUGGCUGCCACAGUUGGGUUACAGAGUGGAAAGACAAGGGGCCCUCAGCCCUCAGAGUUGCCAGGCAGGGUUGGGAUUGCACAAGUCUCAGGGGAGAUUGCUUCUUAGGCAAGCAAUGUCAUUAAUUUACCCAAGUUUGCCAUACAAAUUUUUCCUGUGUCCUUGUGACCUAAAAUGGUUGGGAGCAUUGCCUUUAACAUGGUGCUUGCCAUGGCCAAGCCUCUUUUCUCACCUUGGGAAAUGGCUGGUGAGUCCUAUUUAAGAUGUUGUGUGAGGGAAAUAGGAUGAUGGAUUGAGGGAGACAUCCAUUCCCUCUUCUGGAAAAUACCUCCUCAAUUUUGGAGAACCAUUUCUUCUCUCCAGACAGUUUGGUUAGGGCUGACUCUUAUCUCCUGGCUUCAGGGGCUAUCUGCGGCCCAAGUGUCCAGGUCUACUAGUGACGAGUCAGUCCCUGGGUUUUCGUUGAAUCAUUGGGGAGGAGUCAAUUCAAACAAGUCUGCCAAGUGUCCUGGCUCAUUGUGCAAGUCAUGUAGUGUUUGAGCAUUUCCUUCCUCUUUCUGGAUCUCAGUUUCUGUGUCAGUAAAAUGGGAUGG